AUGGCUAGGGCACCUUUUCAGGGUGGAAACUUACAACACAUAAAGAUCCCACUUUCGGCUAUUGUGGCGGCCACGGAAAAUUUUGCUAAAGAAUAUGAGAUUGCCUCCGGUGGAUUUGGUACGGUCUACAAAGCGAAGCUUGCUCAAUUUGAUAAAGGCAAUUUACGAUUAACAGAAGGGAAGAAUGAAAGUGAACUUCAAAAGGAAUGCAUCACCGUAGCAAUAAAACGCAUAAUGGUUAGAGAAGACAAGCUUGGUGAAGAAAGUUUUUAUGCAGAAAUUAAGAUGCUUUGUAAUUGUGAUCAUCCCAACAUCGUCUCUCUUCUUGGCUUUUGUGAUGAAGGUCAAGAGCUGAUCCUUGUAUACGAGCUUGCUUCUAAUAGAAGCCUUGAAGAUUUUUUGCAAAAUCACGAUAGUUUGAUUUUUAGUCUUAACUGGGAACAACGGAUCAAAAUCUGCAUUGGUAUAGCACGCGGAUUGCAUUACCUUCAUACUGAACGGGGGAUAGUACACAGAGAUAUAAAAAGUGCCAACAUUCUGUUGAACCAAAAUUGGGAUGCAAAGAUUGCUGACUUUGGGCUCUCCAGAUCCCACGCUACAGAUCAACAAGCGAACACCAUCCAAACUAAAAGACUUGCAGGCACUCCUUAUUAUAUUGAUCCCGAAUAUGAGAGUACAGGUACGUUGAGAAAAUCAUCAGACAUUUACUCUUUGGGCGUAGUUCUAUUUGAGAUCAUGUGUGGUAAGUUGGCCUAUCAUCAUAGUUUCAUCAAUGAAAAUAGGAAAGGGCUCCCAGCCAUUGCACGACAACGCUUCGAAGACGGAACAAUAAAAAAACUGGUUGAUCCUGUGUUGUUUAAGGAAGAAUAUUUAAAUCAACAUUCACUAGACACAUUUUCAGAAGUUGCAUAUAAUUGUUUGGAUGGAUCUCAAGCCAACCGUCCAAAUGGGAAAGACAUUAUUGAGAAACUUCAGAAGGCAUUAUCUUUCCAAAAACCACGGAAAAAAAAGGAAGGCACUUUACGAAUUCCGUUUGACGAGAUAUUACUAGCCACAAAGAAGUUCUCUAUGCAGAUAGGAAAAGGAGGUUUUGGGGAGGUAUACAGAGGAGAGCUUACUCACGCUAAUGAGCACAAAACCAUUGCUGCGAAGCGGCGGAAUUGGAAGAACGCUAAAGGAGCAAAGGAAUUUGCAGCCGAAUGUAUGGUUCUUUCAAAGUAUAAACAUGAGAAUGUAAUUGUCCUUGUAGGCUAUUGUAAAGAACCGAGUGAGAUGGUCAUCGUCUAUGAGUACGCGUCUAAAUCAAGUCUGGAUCGCCACUUGGGCAGCAGUGAUCUUAGUUGGACGAAAAGGCUCAACAUAUGCAUUGAUGUUGCAAGAGGGAUAGACUUCCUCCAAAAAGGCAUCGGAACUUUAGAGAUUUUGAUACAUAGGGACAUAAAGAGUGGUAGCAUUCUAUUAAAUGACGACUGGAAAGCAAAAAUUUCAAAUUUUGGUUCAUCCUUAAGGAUUCCAAAAAAUCAGCAAAGGGACUAUGUCAUCGAUGAAGUUGUAGGCACGAGAGGUUACAUUGACCCGGUAUAUCAGCGUAGGACUUUCUUAACCAAAGAAUCGGAUAUGUACUCGCUUGGUGUGGUUUUACUAGAGGUCUUGUGUGGUAGAUUGUCAAUUGAAUAUGAUGACGAGGGGGAGUGUCGGUCGUCUCUACUUGAGUUAGUCAAUCAACACUUCAGUGAGAAAGGGACGCUAGAUGAGAUCGUACUUGAGUGUAUAAAGGAGCAAAUUGUGCCAGGAUCGUUGGCUGUAUAUUCUAGAAUAGCCUUUCAAUGCUUAGAUCCCGAGAGAGAAAACCGACCAACAGCAAGUCAAGUGAUUGAACAACUUACUCAAGCAUUGGAAUUCCAAGUAAGUUUCCUGCAUCCAUAUAUGUGUAUAUAUGCAUUGAAAUAUGUGAUUACUAAUUACGAGUAA
Messenger RNA from Erigeron canadensis, 1971 nucleotides. Its product is annotated as leucine-rich repeat receptor protein kinase EMS1-like. The record is from RefSeq and is a predicted model, not a curated record. Lineage: Eukaryota; Viridiplantae; Streptophyta; Magnoliopsida; Asterales; Asteraceae. The transcript is spliced from 3 exons. Gene Ontology annotation, cellular component: plasmodesma; plasma membrane. Gene Ontology annotation, molecular function: ATP binding; transmembrane receptor protein tyrosine kinase activity. The coding region runs from base 1 to 1971 and encodes 656 amino acids. Gene Ontology annotation, biological process: protein autophosphorylation.